Messenger RNA from Vitis vinifera (wine grape), 799 nucleotides. RefSeq names its product protein SHORT HYPOCOTYL IN WHITE LIGHT 1. NCBI's taxonomy places the organism in Eukaryota, Viridiplantae, Streptophyta, Magnoliopsida, Vitales, Vitaceae. Gene Ontology annotation, biological process: regulation of abscisic acid-activated signaling pathway; negative regulation of photomorphogenesis. Bases 99 to 695 code for a protein of 198 amino acids. The transcript is spliced from 4 exons. The record is from RefSeq and is a predicted model, not a curated record.
GCCCUAUCUUCAUUAAAUUAAGAAAUGCCCCCACUCGUGUGGGUGGUGUGCGUGCUCUGUUUAUUUUUCCAUAAGAAAAUCCACUCAGCUGUCAGCAGAUGAUGGCUGGAGUGGGAAGGUUAUCGGGGUUGAUCAUAAAUCUCAAUCCAACAGCCACAACCAAGCUCAACCUCAACCUCACACCAUCUCCAAAUUUCGCAUGUCCCCCGCAAUCACUUCAUCUCCGUCACCGCACUUCACCCACUGGAAACCCUACAACUCUCACCUCCCAUGCCAGGUUAAGCGGUUCAGCGGGCGAAGCGCCAGAGGAGAUUGAUGAAUCUUUCUUUGAGGAUGAGGAUUUAAUUGAGAGUGAUGAAGAGGAUGAGACAGAGAGCAGUGCAGAUUUGUUAAUCGAAUUCCUUCAAAGCAUGUUUAAGAAGGCCUCAAAGCAUGCCAAGAAGGCCUCACGCUCUGUAUUACCGGCGGCAAUUUCCCCUCAGUUGGUGUCCUUUGCAGUUGAUGGGGUUCUUAUUUUGGCGUCCCUUUCGAUUAUUAAAGCACUUCUUGAGGUGUUUUGCACCCUUGGAGGUACUGUAUUUGUGGUAAUCCUACUCCUACGUGUGAUCUGGGCAACCGUUUCCUAUUUCCAAACAAGUGGGAAUGGUUUCAGCCAGGGCGGAACUUCCUUUGGUACAACACAACCAAUAACAUGAUUUCAUUAUUGUUUAGAGACCUCUCCAUUUUUUUUUUCUGUUUCCUCCUGUAAUUAAUUCUGGAACGCUUCAUCUUAGUAUUUUCUUCCAUUUUCUUUGUGAAA